GUCUGACCAAUAUGACCCAUACGUUCCAAAGAAUGGUUCCGCAGGCGGAGCACCGACAACAACUGCCAUGAUACAGGCACAGAUCGACGAAACUGUCGGUAUCAUGCGUGACAAUCUUAAUCGCGUUGCCGACAGGGGAGAAAGACUCGACGCUUUGCAAGAUAAGACCGAGAACCUUUCCGUCUCCGCUCAAGGCUUUAGACGAGGUGCCAACAAAGUAAGGAAGCAAAUGUGGUGGAAGGAUAUGAAGAUGAAGAUUAUCAUUGCGAUUGCUAUCCUUGUUUUGCUGGUUAUAAUUAUCGUCCCAGUCGUUGUCUCAAACAAAAACAAAAAAUAA
Molecule: messenger RNA, 337 nt
Organism: Paraglomus occultum
Lineage: Eukaryota; Fungi; Glomeromycota; Glomeromycetes; Paraglomerales; Paraglomeraceae
Source: the annotation of a GenBank genome assembly